CUCUGCAAGACGGCAAAGAAUGUAAAAAUGGCGCUAAAAUUAAAAUACAAAGACGAACAUGGUAUCCUACGCAUCGAUAUGAGUCCAACAUCGAGUCCAGUCCGGACCGGAAACAAGUUGAAGACCGAAGACGGGAUAAAAGAUCCCAAAUUCGACACAAUCAACAAUCGCUUCGGUAGAUACGAUCUGUUCGGCGGCAGGUACGAUGGAGGGGAGACGCCGUCGCUCUUCCGAAGUAGAUACAACAGUAUCGAGGAGGAGCUGGCCAACACGCCUUACGCGUUCUCAGACCGCUCACUGCGUCUCGCCGACUUAGACAUCACUAUUAAAUCAUCAUCGCCGUCCAAAGACAUUGAAGACGAUCGAUAUUUCAAUCGAGAUAUUACACUCGAUUACAGUUUAUUCGGACCUCAAAUUGAUUUGAAAACAUCGAUUAAAAAUUCAGACGAAGAUGAUCCUCCCGCGUUCACUGUGACUCAGUUGAUCCAUGCCCAGGAUCGAUAUUUUGAUCUAUCAUCGAGACAAAGUGUUGAGAGUCCGAGUAAGAAUCGAGUGAGAACUAUAGCGGACAGUUUUGAAGUGCGCAGUGCACCAGGUUCCGGGAAGAGGGUGAACAGAGCUGGGAAAAGUGAUAAAGUUAACAAUGCGUUUAAAGUGUUGUCCACCGAUCCUGUGACGUCACAGUCGCCUCCAGCCAGUCUGCCAGCUGUGCCAACAAGCAAGAGAAAAAAGGAAAAAUCCUUCGCCAUCCUCGCUGAGCCUCCAGACCCUUCGCGACCAACGAGCCCAAGGUCACUGCCCUUGGACAUCCGCCACGGAACCGGCAGGGUAUCACCCUUCAAAGGGCGGGGUUUCCGGGAGGAAACUUCUCGACAUACAACUCCUAAAACCUCAGCGGCCAACUCCAGAUCGUGCUCACCAUCAAGAAAACGAACCAGCUCACAAUCCAAUUCCAAAAUGGCCCAAGUGGCCACCAUCCCUCCUCCUACCAUUCUAAGUCGACCACGCUCCCCGAGAAACUUUCUUAAAGCGAAUAUGGAAGAAGUAAAAGAAUUAAGUGAAUUAAAUAGAGAAAAGCAUGAAGCGGAAGCUGAAAUCAAAAGGCAGCAAGAGGAAGAAGCUUUACUAAAAGAAAUGGGACUAUUAGACAAACCUACAAGUAGAAGUAGAGUAGGAUCUAGAGUUAAUUCCAGAAGCAGUUCUCCGAACAAAAUAAAUCUCAAGUCAAGAUCAAACUCACCGUCUACAGUUAAGUAUGAUAACUUACCUGCAAGUAAAAAGGAACCAGCAAAAACUACAGUAAACAAAUCAAAACCUGCAAUACAUAAAUCUAGAUUAAGUUCCCUUUCUAAAACUCAAACACAAUCAAAUGAUACCUCACCGAAAAAUUCAAAAAUACCGAAAAGACAGAAUUCAGUGUCGCCAACAAGGAAUUCACGAAAUUUUAUUAAUUAUAGACGACCUUUCGACUCUAAUUUAAAUAAAAAUCAACGAUUUAUAUCCAAUAGUACGAGUAGUAUUCACGAAACGAUCAAAAUUGGAAGUCAAGUACACGAUAAACGCGCUAUAAGUCAAAGCGCUGAGUUUCUAGAUAUUUCUCCAGGUGUCGUUCACAACAAACCCCCCAUAUCUCCCGGCAAAGGAGGUCCUCCUCCUUCAAAUCGAGCGAUUAGUACUAAACGACUUUCGCCGAUAGUUGGCACUCCUAACAAGAGUCCUAUUGACGAUCCUAAAUCGAGUUCUGCUAAAACUACUCCAAAACCUCCACCAACAGCAAGAAAGUCAGUAAAAACUGCCGGCGUUACACCUGUUACAUCUAGAAUAACUUCUAGACAAACCAGCAGGGCUGCUAGCAGAGAUCCAAGUCCCGAGAAGAAGGUCAAUGGUAAAGUUACGACUGGCUCUAAAGUAGCAGCGAGAGCACCGAGUACAAAAGCUGCACAAAAUCCUAACGUCAACCAAAAAGACGCCAAAAAACCAAUGAGUAGAACUAGCAGCAUGAAAAGCCUGACCCGAACAUCAAGUACUAAAAACAUUAACGAAAAACCACAAUUAAUUAAAAAUAAAGACAAAAAGAAUGACCUGAACGAGAAAGCCAAAUCGACGAGCAAAAUGAACGAAAUAGGUGUUAAGAAAGCUAACACAGGUCAAUCGUUAGAGACCAGAUCAAAGGUUAAACAAGGCGACGUUACUGCAAAUGAAGAAAUAAGUUCAACUGAAGACGGUGCUAAGGAUGAUGAGGACACAACUAAACAGGAUAAUGAAACUCAAUACGACAAAAUUACGAACGAAAAAGGAGAUAUAGUCAUACUAACCAAGAAAAAUGUGGUUUCUAUGACAACCGCAGCCAUUACUGCCCAACCAUUGGAAGUUGUAACUACCGUCACCAACCAACUGCCAGUCGCGUUAGAAAAGGCCCGGGAGAAAGGUAUUUUUGAAAGAUUAGGUUCGAAGGACUCUCUUAAGGAAGGAGAUAAAGAUGAGUCUGUAGUAAAAGAUGAUUCAAUAACCAAACACAAUGUAACUUUAAAAGAUUUAACCGGGACUAAAGAUAAAGAACCUGUAGCUUCUAAAGAAGAAAAAAACGGAAAACACGACGACAAAAAACCACCAAAACCUACAAAAGUUUUAUACGGCGAUGACAAUAUUAAACUGAAGUUAUUACAACCACCGUACAAUAAUCCUCAAGUUGAACGAGUGAAAGAAAAAAUUGAUUCCAUACUUAAGGAACCGGAAAUAUCGACAGAAAAUAUUCUAGCACCGGCUAAAAAAAUUGAAGAAAAGAUUUCAGAGACGAAACAAACGUUUAAAAAUGUUGCAGACAGAACAAAAUCUGACAUCCAUGAUGCGAAAGUAGAAGCUGAGGACAAUUUAAAUAAAAUGAAAGAUCAAAUCGAAAAAACAAGUGAAAAGGUAACUGCACAAAUGCGCUCUGAAGCUACAAAAAUUGUUGAUAGUAUAAUAACACCGAUUGAAGAUCCUAAACAUGAUAUUGAAAAACAGAAAGAAAGUAUCAAAGAAAACAUUGAGCCAAUAGUCACCGUUGUAAACGCAAAGAAUAAACAUGACAUUAAAAAAACAGAUAUCGUUAAAAUGACGGAAACUUUAGUGAAAGGAGAUGCAGAAGUGGAAGUACAGAGCUCGAAUGAUUCAACGCCAGGAGUAGAGAAGAUCAAAAUAGAGAAAAAGGCAGCCGAUGGCAGCGUGUCUGAUAAAUCAGCAACAAGCAAUGGCGGUUUCCCGCAAAGUACAAGUACUACACCCAAACCUCCUCCGAGAUCACGUCAAAACAAACAAGAAAUGCAGACCCCUGAUGACAGCAAAGAAAACACACCAGUCGAGAAAAAACCAAACAUCUGCUUAAGAUUAAUGGGAAAAUGUAAAAAGAGUUGUUGCUCUUGUUGCAUGAAGCCGAAAGAUGAUGAAAGAGAAACAUCGGAACCAAAAGAAGAAAGAAAAGAUGAAAGAAAAGAAUCAAAAGAAAAAGAAGAUGAGGAAGGAACGAAAGAAAAGAAAGGAAUGCUCAGUAAAUUGAAUUGUUUCAAAAAGAAAGAUGCGGAAACAGAAAAGAUUGUCGCUGAAGUUGGUGCUGGUAAAGCGGCAACGAUAGAAUUCGAGAGCGAAACGAAACGCAAGCGAAAACUCCGCGACGUGUUGUGCGGCUGCUGCAGGCGGCGCGUCGGUGACUCGUCGGCCCCACGCCGGGUCGUCGCCGCGGACACUACGCCGCCCGUCGUCAACGAGGCUGGCUGCUGCGGCCGCAAGAGGAAGGAUGUCGAGAGAAGGGACAGCAUACUCAGCGAUAGCACGCCAAACACUUGCUGCAACUUCGCCCUAUGCCGGUGGAUGCGCGGCGCUUGCCGGCGCAAGUCGGAGCCCGCCUCCAGCCCGCGGGCGAGCGUCUUUUCCAAGAACAAGAGCCUCUCUCCUACUCUACCCCCUGAAGAUACUCGUACAAAGCUGGACGCGAGCCUGGUGGAGCACACGAGUGUGAUGCGCGGCGCUAUCCCCGUGCUGCCGGCGCCGCUCGCAUACUUCUGUUUACUUUGCAACAUCGUGGUUCCCGGACUUGGCACAAUAUUCAGCGGGCUCUUCUGUUUAUGUUUCGGAAUCCCGAGGUUCGGGAUACAUGACAGCCCGAGACAUAGGAUUGGUUCGUUCUUGAUCAACGUGAUGGUAGGUUGUGGGCAGCUGUUCACGGUGCUGUUCUGUCUGGUGGGCUGGGGCUGGUCUGUCUGGUGGGGCACCAUCAUGGUGCGGAUAUCGCGUAAAUAUCGUAAAUUGAAAGCGGAAGCCGCGCUGGAGGAGGCGGAAGCGCCGCCCGUCACCGCCAACAACCACACGCGCGCAUAGCGACAUGUCUCUGACACUGACAGUGACAGCUGACAGCUGACAGCUGACAGCGCGCCAAAAUCACACGUCAAACUCUAACCCUGACUGUCAAAUAUCGUGACACUUGUAUAAAAUUAUUGUUGUCUCUAUUUUUCACGAAGAAUGAAAGGAAUGGAAAGUGGAGACCGUUAUGAUGUUUAAAAUUGU
Messenger RNA from Papilio machaon (common yellow swallowtail), 4539 nucleotides. It is a transcript of the gene stum, whose product is annotated as protein stum. The transcript has 10 exons. Gene Ontology annotation, biological process: taxis; proprioception; sensory perception of mechanical stimulus. The record is from RefSeq and is a predicted model, not a curated record. NCBI's taxonomy places the organism in Eukaryota, Metazoa, Arthropoda, Insecta, Lepidoptera, Papilionidae. Bases 28 to 4353 code for a protein of 1441 amino acids. Gene Ontology annotation, cellular component: sensory dendrite.